AUGGGGGGGACGCCCGGUAGAUCAGAGGCUAAUCCCAAGUGCUUAUUGGGCGUGGGGAAUGUGAACCCUUCCCAGACUACGGAGUGCAAAAAUGCGCCCAACGAUGGGACAUAUAAGGACCGACUCGAGCCACACUAUAGCCUCACCAUGAAUGGCCAUACGUCGGGCCAGAAGUGGAUGCACAGCUCAAUGAGCUGA
Molecule: messenger RNA, 198 nt
Organism: Histoplasma capsulatum G186AR
Lineage: Eukaryota; Fungi; Ascomycota; Eurotiomycetes; Onygenales; Ajellomycetaceae
Exons: 2
Coding region: 1-198 (65 amino acids)
Source: RefSeq, a predicted model, not a curated record